CCGAGAUGAGUCAACGCGGUAGUUCAAAUCGUGGUUCAAGUGAGCCUAGGGGCCAAACUUAUCAGUAUGGUGGUUCAACCUCUCGUUUGUCUCAAAAACGACAGAAUACAAGUGAUGAAAAUGUUUAUUGUACCUGUGCAACUAAUGAAGAUGCUUUGCUAAAUAUUCAUCUUAAUGGCCGUCAUUCACUUUCCGUGCAAUUUGGAGAAGAUGAGGAAGGGAAGUUAUUAAUUCAUUUAAAUGGACAGCAGAUAUUUUUGGGGGAGGAUGAGUGGAAACGGACAGAUUCGCUUUGUUCUCCUAUGGCAUACAUUGAGGAAGCUGAACGCUGCAUGGAAGAGGAUCCCUCGAAUGAGAUACGAGCGAGCGAUAAAUGCUGGGCUUCCUUGGGUGCAACCGUUGCUCUCUUUUAUAAGGACUUAAGUGUUGUUGUUCAAGAUGGAUCGUCGAAUAAAACAUUACAUGGACUCAACUUGAAGACACAUAAGGCUAUGAUAACUAUGGCGCGUUUUGCCGCUAAUUUUAGUUCAAAGCGUGCUAGUCUUGGAGGAGUAAUUGAAAGCGUUAAGUAUGCACGCUUUAACGAUCACAGAGAGACGCUGGACACUUAUGAAAUAUGGAAAAUAAUUGAGAGAAUGAAGUUUUUUAUUGAAGAAUUUGGUGAAAUCGACAAGAAAGAGGUUGAAAAAGAACUUGCUCCGCUUAUAAAUUCUGGCAAAUAUAAGAAGGUUAUUUUUCUUAAGGAGACGAAAUCUGAUUUGAUUUGUGGUACUCGUUAUAAUUUUGACAUUCAAGUUGAAUAUGUUAAGAAAAAUGAGAAAAUUCUAUCUCCCAAAUUAUAG
Meloidogyne enterolobii is the source of this 842-nucleotide messenger RNA. The record is from the annotation of a GenBank genome assembly. Lineage: Eukaryota; Metazoa; Nematoda; Chromadorea; Rhabditida; Meloidogynidae.